Messenger RNA from Lepidothrix coronata (blue-crowned manakin), 3137 nucleotides. RefSeq names its product DENN domain containing 6B (gene DENND6B). Gene Ontology annotation, cellular component: recycling endosome. The transcript is spliced from 18 exons. The record is from RefSeq and is a predicted model, not a curated record. Gene Ontology annotation, molecular function: guanyl-nucleotide exchange factor activity. Lineage: Eukaryota; Metazoa; Chordata; Aves; Passeriformes; Pipridae.
AUGGACGCGCUGAGCCGGGCAGGGCCCCGGGCCCGCCGCGCCGCCGCCGCCCCCGGGCCGGGCCCGUCCCCGCUGCCCUGGGGCCGCUUCGCCGCCUGGAUCGACUGCGUGUGUGUGGUCACCUUCGACCUGGAGCUCGGGCAGGCCAUGGAGCUGGUGUAUCCUCAUGACUUCAGGCUGACAGAGAAAGAGAAAACGAGUAUCUGCUACUUGUCCUUCCCAGACUCCUACUCAGGUGGCCUUGGGGACACCCAGUUCAGCUUCCGCCUGCGGCAGUCGGGGGGCCCCAGGACCUCCCCGUUCCAGGACGACGGUCGGUACAACCGGGAGGCCCCCCUGACGCUGCAGGUCGGUCCUGCCCCCCCAGCUCCCUCAGCUGCCCCUCGUGCAGUGUAAGUCCGUGCAGUGCUGAAGGGGUGGUGCCAGGGCUGUUUGACUCCCAGCUGUGCCCUUUUGCAGUCCCUGGUGCUCGUGUCCCGCCUGCCCUACGUGAACCUGUUCCAGUCCCUGCUCCAGCUCAUUGCCCCAGAGUACUUCGACAAGCUGGAGCCGUGCCUGGAGGCAGUGUGCAACGAGAUCGACCAGUGGCCUCCUCCUGUGCCAGGCCAGACCCUGAACCUGCCCGUGAUGGGAGUUGUCAUCCAGGUGAGGAUCCCAUCCAGGGUGGAUAAACCAGGAUCAAGCCCAGUGAAGCAGUUCAAUCAAGAGAAUCUGUUACCAGCCCCACUGGUUCUCCCCAGUGUCCAUGAGCUGGACCUGUUCAGGUGAGAGCCACCAUUUCAACCCUCUCCCCUCCACCUGAAUCCCCUCUUCCUGCUCAGAGUCUCAGGGGUCCCGGGACUGUGUUGCUGUGGCAGCACAAAGCCCUGCCCCAGCCCCAGGCUCAGUGCCCUGUGUUGCAGUGUCCUGGCCCCGCUCCGGUACUGCUGCGAUUUCCGGCCCUACUUCACCAUCCACGACAGCGAGUUCAAGGAGUACACGACCCGCACUCAGGCCCCGCCGAACAUCGUGGUGGGCGUCACAAACCCUUUCUUUAUCAAAACCCUCCAGCACUGGCCGCACAUCCUGCGGGUGGGGGAGCUCAGGAUGUCAGGCGACCUGCCCAAGCAGGUGAAGGUGAAGAAACUGGCCAAGCUCAAAACCCUGGACACAAAACCAGGAAUCUACACUUCUUAUAAAACAUUCCUUCACAAAGACAAAUCCCUGAUAAAAAGAUUGCUAAAGGGGAUCCAGAGGAAACGUCCCUCCGAGGUGCAGAGUGCCCUGCUGAGGCGUCACCUCCUGGAGCUCACCCAGAGCUUCAUCAUCCCCCUGGAGCACUAUAUUGCCAGCCUGAUGCCUCUGCAGAGAGCCAUCACUCCCUGGAAGAACCCUCCCCAGAUCCGUCCUUUCUGUCAGGAGGAUUUCAUGAAGACCCUGGAACACGCUGGGCCCCAGCUCACCUGUGUGCUCAAGGGGGACUGGUUAGGCCUCUACAGGCGUUUCUUCAAGUCCCCGAACUUCGACGGCUGGUUCCGGCAGCGGCACCGGGAGAUGACCCACAAGCUGGAGGCCCUGCACCUGGAGGCCAUCUGUGAGGCGGACAUCGUGGCCUGGAUGAAGGACAAGUCUGAGGUGGAGAUCGUGGACCUGGUGCUCAAACUCCGGGAGAAGCUGGUGCGGGCCCGGUGCCAGCACGUGCCGGUGAGGGAGGAGACGCUGCAGCGCGUGGGGCUCUACAUCGACACCAUCAUCGGCUCCCUGCCCGAGGACCUGCAGGCCGUGCUGCACCACCCCUGAGCACAACCAGGGACCCUCCCACCCCACUCCCACCCCGCUCCCACCCGGCUCUGGGCAGCUGCAGUUGUGUUUGGAGAGGAGAUUCCCUCCCGGAUCCCGCCGGCGGGGCCCGGAUCUCCCCUGGGGGGGACUCGGAGCUGGGUCGGAGCCGUGGCUGCCCUGGGGAGCCUGUGCACUGCUCCCUGUCUGAUCCCGCUCCGAGGGGCUGGGCUGGAGCUGUCCACCAGGAAUUGUUCCCCGUGUGGCUGCCAGCAGGGCAGGAAGUGCCACCAGGCCUCCAGCAGCACGUGCCAGGCUGUGCCCGGCCUGCGGUGCCCGCUCAGACACACCAUCCUUGUCCAGCGCAUUCCCAUGGCCUCAUCCUGCCUGGAAGGAGCAGGAGCAGCCCUAGUCGGGGCUCAGGACAGCUCCUGAUGAUGCAGAUGAGGUGAAGAAGCUGCCCCUGCCCUGAGCAGCCCUGGCUCAGCCCAGUGCGAGCUCCAGCUGCAGGGGGAGCGGGAGGAGGAAUUCUGGACGUGGAAAGCUGCUGGAUUCUCUCCAGGGCAGAGCCAGAGAAGGAGGGGCUGGUGCAUCCCCAAGGAUCAAAGCUCUCCAGAGUGCCUGGGGUGGCUGCUGGGAGGAGCUGGCUCCAACUGCCAUUCACUCUGCUUGGAGAGUCAGGUCCGUGACUGGGGCUGUGCCCGGGGCACUGGGAGGGCUGAGCUCAGCCCACUUCCCGAGAAAACCUGUUGGAAAAUCUGAUUCCUACAGCCCAUGCCAAGAGGAAUGCACAGGAUUGGGCCCUGCUCCUCUGCUCCUGCCUUCAGAGGCAGCUCCCCCUGCCUGGAAUCCCCUUCCUGCCCUGGGAAUGGAUCCUCUGUGAGCCCAAGGCCUUUGCUGCUCCAUGUCUGUAUUUCCCCGUCCGGGUGUCUGGCCAGGGCUGAAAUUUUUGCCUAAAAAAAGGGGUUAGGAGGGAUCUGGCAGCCUUGUCCUGUCAGAAGCCUGCUGUGGUUGAACCGGGCACCUUUGCAGGUGGCAGGAUGGAUCCUGCCCAGAGCCGUGGCAUUCCCAGUGCUCCCAGUGGAACCUGCACCGUUUCCAUCGCUCUGCCCCUUCUCGGGGCUGGGGAGGUGUGGGGGGCUCAGAGGUGGCUGAACUCCUGCAUUCCCCCUCUGGAGCCAGGCACGGAGCAGCAGGAGCCCCCUGGGCCUCCCAGUGCCUCUGCCCUCCCUGGAGCCUGGAAUUCUGUACAGUAUCCUUAGGGACGGUGUAUAUUCUGUACAUAGUCCGUGUGUGUCCGUGCACAGCUCUGGGGGCCCUGCUGGCCCCAAACACUCUGUAAAGUAGAAAAUAUUAGUUUAAAAAAAACCAAACCUGAA